AAAAAAAAACCAUCAAUCUUCUGGAAGCUACGCAGUUACCAAAUGAAGAUGUUCAGCUGGGUUCAAAAAAAGCUCACUAGCAAGAAAUCCAACAUUAUUCCAGAUAAUAAUCAUACAAAACAGCCUUGCAAAGAAGAGUUCAAUGACUGGCCUCAUGGACUGCUUGCGAUUGGAACUUUGGGAAAUAAGAUAAAACAAGAAGCAGAUCAGAAGGCAAAUCUACACCAAAGUGUCCCCUCUACACAAGAUCAUGUCAAUUAUCUACAUGGUCUGACGGUUGAAGAAGUAGGGAAACUUCAAAAAGAGUUGAACUUAAUAUUUCAAGAACAUGGACCGACAUCACCAGCUAAUCUGGAAGGCCCUAGUAUUCCAUUUGAUAGAUUUCUGGAUGCCGACUCGAGCACGGUCGAAGAUGAAGAAAGGGUUUGCAGUGGAUGCUCCGAUGGUUCGAAUUCAAACAACAGAAAAGAUGAUCACCAUCUCCAGUAUCGUAACAGCAGUUUGGUUCAGACUAGAGGGAAAGAUAUGUGCUCGGAUAACUCAAAGGCUGCAAUAGGGAAAAAAUCAUUAUCAUUUCUUUUGAAGAAGAUGUUUGUUUGUAGAAGUGGAUUUUCACCCGCCCCAAUUAGUUUAAGGGAUCCAGCAGUCAUGGAAUCAGGAAUGGAGAAGAUGCUGAAGGCCAUACUUCACAAGAAGAUAUAUCCUCAAAAUUAUAGCAUCAAACUGUCUACUAAGAAAUCCUUAGAGAGCUGUACCCAUAUCUCCAACACUGCCAAUGGGGAUGAAAAGAUAGAAAAGGCAGAUGAUGGAAGUAAAUGGGUGAAAACAGAUUCUGAAUAUAUUGUUUUGGAAAUAUAAAUUUUUGCUUGGAUAUGCUAUGGAGAUGCAUUGUAUUCUUUUGGAUGCACACACUUUCUUUCAUCAGUUGGGAAAAAAGAAGACAGCAUUAAUUAAUAAGCAGAACCGAUUACUACAAGGAUCAAUGAGAAAUAACAAUAUGAUCCAAUAGUUUAUUUGCAUCAUAUUAUUAAUUUUCAGAUUGCAAGCUUCUCUUUUAAAGCCUUGAAGGGAAGGGAAGGGAAGAGAAGAAAAUAGUCAUAGCCAUAGCUAUACUUACGAGAAUCCAAGUUCUCAGUGUUGCAUUUUCAAGAUACUCCCUUUUAAUUUUAAUACUAAUUUUAAAUUUUAAUCUUGGUUUUUUGAGAUGAUAA
This is a messenger RNA of Gossypium arboreum, 1211 nucleotides long. RefSeq names its product protein NEGATIVE GRAVITROPIC RESPONSE OF ROOTS-like. The record is from RefSeq and is a predicted model, not a curated record. Gene Ontology annotation, biological process: regulation of growth; gravitropism. Lineage: Eukaryota; Viridiplantae; Streptophyta; Magnoliopsida; Malvales; Malvaceae. Bases 43 to 858 code for a protein of 271 amino acids. The transcript has 5 exons.